Messenger RNA from Microsporum canis CBS 113480, 798 nucleotides. Its product is annotated as N-acetyltransferase 9. The record is from RefSeq and is a predicted model, not a curated record. The coding region runs from base 1 to 798 and encodes 265 amino acids. Lineage: Eukaryota; Fungi; Ascomycota; Eurotiomycetes; Onygenales; Arthrodermataceae. The transcript is spliced from 3 exons. Gene Ontology annotation, biological process: protein acetylation. Gene Ontology annotation, molecular function: N-acetyltransferase activity.
AUGCUCGUUAAUGAGAAUAUAUGCGUGUCUUCUUCAAGAGUUCUUCUUGUGCCAUAUUCUCCGCACCAUGUACCAAGAUACCAUGAAUGGAUGAAAGAUCCUGAGAUACAAGAAGCCACUGCCUCGGAACCGCUUACUCUAGACGAAGAAUAUCAAAUGCAGCAGAGCUGGAGGCAAGAUGCGGACAAAUUAACCUUCAUCACCUGUCAGCCUGUAUCCUCAUUAGCAACAUGCUCUGAUGACCAGGGCGCUUCAGAGCCAGUUCAAGACAACAACUCGUAUCAAGUUAAACCUAAGGGUGACGACGCCCCGGAGAAAAUGAUAGGAGAUGUUAACAUGUUCUUGAAACUUGAAGAAAAUGACACCGUUGACGGAGAAUCAAGCGACGUGCCGAAAGAAGUGGUUGUUGGAGAAGUGGAACUAAUGAUUGCCGAGAAGCACCUACAACGGAAAGGCUUUGGGAGAGCGAGCUUGGUCUGUUUCUUAAAAUACGUUAUUGAUCAUAUGGAGCAGAUUCUUGCAGAGUUCCAGGGCCACGCUACUUCUACCCAAGUAGCGGAACUGGCAACAAUUACAGCUUCUGGAAAGAAACAGCUCGAAUACCUGGUAGUGAGGAUUGCGGCUAAAAAUGAACGAAGCAUAGCUCUCUUCAAGAGUCUUGGUUUUGAUACAGUAUCGGACAGACCAAAUGUGUUCGGAGAACUGGAGUUACGAAAAUACGGGCUUGAGAGCUCUGGGGAACUACGGAUGUGGAUGCAACACUAUGGUAUAGAGUAUAUGGAACUACCAUAUCAUUAA